AUGACUUCCAAGAUUGCCGUCAUUAGUGGUGGCACCGCAACCAAUGAGUUGGUAUCGUUAUUUCUGUCGCUUGGCGGCCGUGUGGCCUACAUUCUUCCCAUCUCCGACAAUGGAGGCUCGACGUCGGAAUUGAUCAGAGUGAUAGGAGGGCCCGCCAUUGGAGAUAUAAGAUCCAGGUUGACUCGCUUGAUUCCCGAAGACCAGCAAAACUUACAGAAAUUACUCAGCUUCAGAUUAUCUUCGGACCCCAAGGUUGCCAGGGCCCAAUGGAAUGAAUUUGUCGAUGGCCAACAUGAGUUGUGGGCACCCAUCUCAGGAUCCACCAAAGAGAUCAUAAGGGCAUUCUUCAUCCACGUCAAUGUGGAGCUCUUGAAGAGGUCUCGGCUUCAGGCAACCAACUCCAAGAAGCAAUUCCGUUACGAAUUGGCCAAUGUGGGUAAUCUCUUCUUGACAGGUGUCCGACUUUUCAUUGGGUCUUUGGACUCUGCAGUCGAGCUUUUCUCAAAGAUCACCGGAAUCGACCCCGAAAUAGAGGUUUUGCCAUGUAUCAAUACCAAUUUCACCUACCAUAUAAGUGCAUUGUUACAGAAUGGGUUGAUUAUUACUGGACAAUCGCAGAUUUCCCAUCCCUCGGAAUCCAACCCCAGAGUCGAUAACUACCCUCCUCCCAUAAGCAAGACAAGACCUUCGACCCCAGAAAAUGUCCACUUGACUCAUUAUUUUGGCACUCCUUCCAUAGAUGGUCUCACAAUAGAUACACCAUACAACCAAGUGGCCAUAGCCAAUUCCCGCCGUGACAGCGUGGGCAGCAUUGCCUCAGAUUCCGAAGAAGAAGAAUCAGGAAACAUUCCUCAGUACACUCAUCCAGAACUCAAAAAAUCCCAGCUCCAUUUCAAUAAGACAGAAAAGGUGCAACCACUCCUUUCUCCAAUUAAGAGAAUCUUCUACGUUUCCCCCUACGGCCAGGAGAUAUGUCCAACAGCCCACAGCAAAGUUGUUUCUACAGUCAGCAGUGCAGAUGUUAUUGUAUAUUCUAUCGGGUCAUUAAUGACAAGUAUUGUCCCCAUCGUGAUCUUGAAGGGGAUAGGCAAGGCUAUCGCCAACGACAUCAACAAAGGGGUCCCCAAGAAAAAGAUCCUCCUUCUCAAUGGGUGCCAGGAUCGUGAGACCUUUGGCAUGUCAGCCGUGGACUUCGUGAGGGUGAUUGUUGAGCUGGCAGUAUAUUCCAUUGAUAGGACCAAGGUCAUGCCGGACGUGAAUAUUACUAUCGAUGUGAAUGACGUGGAUUGGAGUAAAUACAUUAGUCACUUGAUAUUCAUGGAAAAUCCGCAGAUUCAAGUUGAUGAGAAGUACUUACACUCCAGGGGAAUUAAGCCUGUCAUGGUAAAAAAGGUAUCUGAUGCUGAAUAUUAUGACUUGGAUGAUCUCAAGGUUCAGCUUAAUGAAAUAGUAAACCAACAUUAA
Suhomyces tanzawaensis NRRL Y-17324 is the source of this 1464-nucleotide messenger RNA. RefSeq lists its product as uncharacterized. Lineage: Eukaryota; Fungi; Ascomycota; Pichiomycetes; Serinales; Debaryomycetaceae. The record is from RefSeq and is a predicted model, not a curated record. Bases 1 to 1464 code for a protein of 487 amino acids. Gene Ontology annotation, molecular function: LPPG:FO 2-phospho-L-lactate transferase activity. The transcript has a single exon.